Molecule: messenger RNA, 2399 nt
Organism: Chelmon rostratus (copperband butterflyfish)
Lineage: Eukaryota; Metazoa; Chordata; Actinopteri; Chaetodontiformes; Chaetodontidae
Gene: r3hcc1
Product: R3H domain and coiled-coil containing 1
Exons: 9
Coding region: 178-1398 (406 amino acids)
Molecular function (GO): nucleic acid binding
Source: RefSeq, a predicted model, not a curated record
UUCCGGAAGCUAAAAACGAUAGCUAGCUACUGAAGCACGGUACCUUGGUAUUUUAAUGAUAGUCGCCUGCGCUCCUAUGGGAACAACAUCUCACUUAAACAACCCCACCUCAAAGUAGUACACUUUAACCAUAACGGAGCCGUCCUUCUCUGUCCACCCUGGCGUUUCCUUGUUUCGAUGGCAUUUAAUGAUUAUCUCCCAAAGCAAGAAUGUAAAUUCAUGCACCAAGUCAAAGAAGAGUUGGAAACAUACCUGCAGAAGAGCUACCGCAAGAGUGUGCUCCUGUUCCCCCCUCUACCCAGCAGACUGCGAUACCUGAUCCACAAUCACAUAGAGGACCAGCCAGAGCUCACCACCUUCUCAGUAGGGGACAGCUGGUGCCGGAGGGUGGUGGUCUGCCAUUCUGAGCUCAGGGGUGAUGUAGAGGAAGACACUGACUUGGAGAGCAACAAUGGCUUGUGUGAAGAGCCGCUAAAAUGUAGAAGUAGGGAGGAGAUGGAGUAUAAUGUGAAGCCCAAAGCUUCUAUCAUGUCACGAAGCCGAGGACCUAAGAGGCCGGACAAACCCCUUUAUAUGCCACGAGCUGCUCGGGAGAGACUGUCCUUACAAAACUCAGAGGGACUCUCAGGAGACCAAGAGUUGCCCAGUCCAGCAUCAAGUAGCUAUAGUUGCAUCAGCAGUUCAUCUGACUCUUGUCCCUGUCCUGAAACUACAGAAAACACAAAGUCCUCGUCCACACCCAGACAGGAAUGUCCCCCCAGUGUAACAGACUGUAUCGCCAACGAGGUUGCUGACAGUCCUCAGGUGCAGACGCUGCACGAAGCUGAGCCACUAGUCUGGGACCAGAGUUUGUCCUCCUUCACUGACAUGACUCUGGAGGAGGAUGAGGAGGACAAGGAAGACCUUUCCAGUGUACCCUGCCAUGAUGUAACUGAAGAGAUCAAGGCACACCUGAAAGAGGCAGUGACUGUUUCCAUCAAGCACGUUAACAAUGACUACUCCGUGUAUGUGAAUGUGUGCAUCAAUAUCAACCCAGAUGAGUUUCGCCACGUGAUCGAGAUCUAUGACUUCCCAGCUUUAUUCAAAACAGAUGACCUCCUGGAUGCUUUCACAGAGUACAGUGAUGGUGGAAUGAAGAUCAAGUGGGUAGACAACACACAUGCCCUGGGAGUUUUCUCCAGCGAGUCGGCAGCGAUCCAUGCCCUUUCCAUCUGUCAUCCACUGGUGAAGGCAAGAGCACUGGCUGAAGGGAGCAAAAAAGCCAAGGCCAAGGCCAUAAAAUGGGCAGAGUUUAUCCAGCCGGUGAAGGAACGUCCUCGGACAGACUGUGCCGUGGCACAGCGGAUGGUGACCAGAGCCUUGGGGCUGCGGGGACGAGGCAGAGUGCAGCGAUAUUGAAGGGAAUUGCUAUGUCAAUGCAGCAGAGGUCUGCCUCCAUUCACCGGACCUCUGAAGAGGCUCCACAGUGGCUCCACACAGCUAGCUGGUCAUUAAGAGGAUGACUGCCGUCCAGCUUCACUGGUCAGUGCAGCAGGUUUGCAUGGUGAAGGAGGAGACGGCCAAGAAUUGACCACCACACAUCAACAACAUCCACCCUGCUGAAGUGUCCUUGAGCAAGACACUGAAUCACCACCAGCCUCAAAGCUGCUGUUCUGUUGCUGAACCAAGCCCAUUUGGACAUUAUUGCUGUAUGAAUGAGUCCGAGGCAGACAUUGAUUUCAGAUGGAAAAGGCAGCUGGAGAAAAAAGGGGACGCUCUUAGCUUGUUUUGAUUCGAUUGCCUGUUGCCUUGAAACUUAAGUGCGUUUCAAGGGUGUUUAAUUUCCAGGCAGGGAAAUUAGGUUUCCUUCUCGUGAGGUGGUGAGGAUGCAGGAUUGGUUGCAUAAGUCUACGUAAGUAGUAAGUCUUCUCUAACUUCGUGUCUAAUCCCUCCACAGUUUAUUUCUCAGGAUUUGGUUAAAUAAAUGUAUGACAUUGUGCAUUGUAGUCAUAGCCAGAUUUUUAUAUGGCAUGCACAACUUUAAGUGACAAAUGUAAUGUAGAUCCAUUAACAGAAUAAGAUCUGUUAAAGAUACAGUAUAACACUAAAUAUUGUUUUGAAAAGUCAGCAUUUUAAUUGAGAGAUACAGUUGUACAGAAACACAUAAAUAACAGCAAUGUUAAACUUCAAGUAAUUUCUCACUCCACCUUACAGAAAGUUGGAAGAAACUAGAUUUCAGAAGUUUUUGUUCAAGCAGAGUUUGUGCUUCGGUCACUUCCUCUCUACUGGUUACUGUACUGUUAUUUUUAUGCCAUUCUGUCAUUGACAUGAAACCAAGCUUACCUCUGUAAAGGGGUUGUGUCCAAAAUGCCGCUAAUAUCAUUGUUUAAGUUUGUAUUUAGUAAAAUAAGAUGUUGAGU